Molecule: messenger RNA, 1470 nt
Organism: Daphnia pulicaria
Lineage: Eukaryota; Metazoa; Arthropoda; Branchiopoda; Diplostraca; Daphniidae
Exons: 4
Coding region: 177-1409 (410 amino acids)
Biological process (GO): regulation of DNA-templated transcription
Cellular component (GO): nucleus
Molecular function (GO): transcription coregulator activity
Source: RefSeq, a predicted model, not a curated record
GCAGUACGUACCGCCGCUGUGGUUGUCCCGUCAGGCGGCGGUAAGUACCGCCACGUCGUGUUGAGACAAAGUUGCAUUGGUCGUGUUCCACCGCGGAGACCAUGUUGGAAAAUGGCGCCGAAGGCCGAACAGUUUUGUGGUUGUUUUGGUAAUGUGAAAAAAUAACGUCUCGAGCGAUGGCUUCAAAAGAAACCAAUCAACUAAGAGAAAAUGAACUUCAGGCUUUGCAUCAUUCUAUUGAACAGUUGAACUCUGGAAAUUCAGAAGUAAGCUUUCAAAAUGAUAGCUUAGAGAAUCAAAAGACCAGCAAAAGAAAACGGGCGAACCAAGCCGAUGUACAAACUCAAACUCCCGAGAAGUCUAAAAGACGCAAUGCGCCUGAAGAAAACCUCAGUGAUCCAAAUAAUCCAAUAGAUGAAAUAUUAGAAGUCGAUGCAGAGGAAUCGGGUGCAGAUCUCACUGUCCAACUUACUAAAAAAGAUGUUGUUGAACUGCUGUUUGAAGAGGAUUUUUCUUCGUCUGAUGAGGAAACUCCUAAACCAAGCAAUGAUAUUCCUCGUGUACAACAACCCACAGAGAACAUUCUUCAAACAGCCAUUUCAGAGAUAAUAGAAAAUCAAAUGUCAUCUUCUUCAGGUGCUGAGGGUGGCAGUGGCAUUUUUUGUCCAUCUGGAUCUGGUGCAUCUGGAACAAGUGCUGGCAACAGCGGAGGAGACGACGGGGAUAAACCUCCUUCGAGUCCAUUAAGCAGCAAUGAUGUCAUGGAAGACGACGACGAAGAAGAAGACUCUAUUUCACUUGAUUUCUUGACGACAGUACCAUUGGUUACCAGUUCUGUUCCAAAAGGGAGGAGCCCUGCUCAUCGCCAUAUUCGACAUCAGCGCAAUGCUAAGCGGAUACUUGACUCUUGGAUGGCCGAUGAUGAACCAGUGCAGCCACACAGCGAUGCACAUGCCGAAAUUUAUUUCACGAAAGUUAAAAGUCGGUUGGAACAAUCAAAUCCCGUGGCGUUUAAAGAAAUGUGUUCUAUUAUGGGCCAAUUUCAAUCGAGUUCUAAUUCGUUCUUGGAGUUGUACAGAAAAAUCGAGUAUAUUUUGAAAGAUAACAUGGAUUUGUUGGAAGAGUUUAUUCUCUUUUUAAGUCCAAAGGCAGCUGCUCUAUGUGGAGUACAGUUCCAACAUUUUUUGUACGUCCGAAUGCGCGAGUUUUUCUCAAAACUGAAGAUUCAUUUCAAAGAUAGCCCUUCACAACUCAAGCGAACUCUGAAGACCCUUCAGCAAGUGGAAAGCAGUGCGUCACCCAACAUAAACGACAUAAAAAAUGCUAUUCUUCCUCUGCUCAAAGGAAACGCUCAUUUAACGCAGGUUUUUCUUCAGCUUUUUCCUGAUGAUGUACCACCUCCAAGCUAAACCAAAACUUUUGUGAAAAUAGAGAAAACUCAUUUCAAACAAAACUUGCUCCUUGAUUAUA